Molecule: messenger RNA, 1578 nt
Organism: Tupaia belangeri chinensis (Chinese tree shrew)
Lineage: Eukaryota; Metazoa; Chordata; Mammalia; Scandentia; Tupaiidae
Gene: CCN5
Product: cellular communication network factor 5
Exons: 5
Coding region: 151-894 (247 amino acids)
Biological process (GO): cell adhesion; positive regulation of cell differentiation; signal transduction
Cellular component (GO): extracellular region; extracellular matrix
Molecular function (GO): heparin binding; integrin binding
Source: RefSeq, a predicted model, not a curated record
CCCUGCCAGCCCGUCACUGGCUGCUGGUGCUGGCACUGGGUGGGUUCACACACACACACACACACACACACACACACACCCCUUGGUGGCCUUCAGUCUCGCCGUCAGGCUCAAAACUAGCUCUGCGGGGGACACAGUAACGCGAGAGCCAUGCUGCAGACCCACCUUCUGGCCUUCUCCUUCCUUGGCCUCCUCUCAAAGGUGUGUGCCCAGCUGUGCCCCACAUCAUGUGCCUGCCCCUGGCCACCACCCCGAUGCCUGCCGGGGGCGCCCCUGGUGCUGGACGGCUGCGGCUGCUGUCGGGUCUGUGCUCGGCGGCUGGGGGAGCCCUGCGACCACCUCCACGUCUGCGACGCCAGCCAGGGCCUGGUCUGCCAGCAGGGGGAGGGCCCUGGCGGCCAGGGGGCUGUGUGCCUCUUGGGCGAGGACGACGGGAGCUGCGAGGUGAACGGCCGCCUGUACCGAGACGGGGAGACCUUCCAGCCCCACUGCAGGGUCCGCUGCCGCUGUGAGGACGGAGGCUUCACCUGCGUGCCCCUGUGCAGCGAGGACAUCCGGCUGCCCAGCUGGGACUGUCCCCACCCACGCAGGGUCGAGGUCCCGGGCAAGUGCUGCCCAGAGUGGGUAUGCGACCAGGGAGUGGGGCUGGGGGUCCAGCCUCUUCCAGUCCAAGGACCCCAGUUUUCCAGCCUCAUCGCUCCCCCACCCCCUGGAGCCCCCUGCCCAGAAUGGAGCACAGCCUGGGGUCCCUGCUCGACCACCUGUGGGCUAGGCGUGGCCACUCGGGUGACCAACCAGAACCACUUCUGCCGACUGGAGACCCAGCGCCGCCUGUGCCUGCCUGGGCCCUGCCCACCUGCCAGGCCCUACAGCUCAUGGAACAGCGUCUUCUAGAGCCAGCAGGAAAUGGAGACGUGACAUCCACUACCCCCCGCGGGUGGCCCUGUGCCUGGGCCCUGCCCUUAGCUGUGGACGACAUCAUCCAUGGCCAGGAGGACGAGAAUGUUCUCAAGCUCCCAGGUCUGUCUGGACCCUGAGAUACAGUGGGGGUACAUGACCCGGGCCCCCUUCCUCUAGCUCACAACCAGGGAGCCUUACCAAGGUUUCCAGGGGCUUCUGGUGCAUUCCCAGGCUCCAUAGCCUUUAUCAAACAUGGCGGCUUCCUCUCUAGCUGCCCCCGGGCAGGCGGGACAACCAUUCCCUGAACAAUGAGGCUGCAGUAGGGGUGAGCUAGGCUGGCACCUUUCUGCAGAAAAGGUGAAGAGGGGGCACACGGACACCCUGAAUCUCCCCUUCCUUUCUUGGAGUUUCAUAAAAUCCUCCCGAAUAUGAGUCUAGGCGUAGACAAUGUGUCCCGCAUGUGCUGAGAAAGCCCGCCCCAUCCAGGGCAGACCGCGAACCUCACUCCUCACUCGGCCAAAUCGCAGUCUUGAAGGAAGUCAGGAAGCAGGCCUUAAAGGAUCUCUGAAACCUGAUUUCUGUUAGCGAGAAUUAACCUUCCGGGAACCGGCAGGUGGUGUGGUGGUUAAGGUGCUGGACUCCCAUAUGGCCGACUGCAGUUUGAGUCCUGAACCUGGU